ACCUCUAGCAGCGGGCGGUUGGAAGAUGUUUUUAUUAAUAUUGUUGUUCAAAAUCCCUCGCCAAUAGAACAGAAAAAUCCACAGCCAGUGAAUAUUCAAAUCUUGGUGGGUCUGGUAGAAUAUAUUUAUAUCAAUGAAUGACAAUAUUAUAAUGCCGAAAAUGCAGCAGUUUAUGUAACACGUAUCAGCCCUUUCCACAGCUCACCAACUUAACAAGUGUUGAUUAAAAUGUUUGGUAAAGGGACAAUUGACUGGAUCGAAUGCGAUAUCGAGUCCAAUUUAAGAAAUAUCAUUUUGCCACAGGGAUUUAAUUUUCACCGAAAACGUGGAAUCAUACCAAUGAAUGGGUUAACUGUUGGAAAAAAAUGGGAUGUACCCGCCUUUUUUUUGGUUUAGUUAACGAGUGUUACAGGAUUUCAGCUAUUUAGCAUAAGACAAUGUGGGAAAGACUUUUACCCUUGGAAACAAGUUGUUUGUCGAAAUAUGGAAUCUUAUCACUUAACGCGUUUUAGUGGUAAAAUGCCAUAUUUGUGAAAUAACAAUGUUUUGGGGCUUCAACUCAUUUUUUUUUCUACCAGUAAUAGGAAAGUUUGAUAAAUCAACUUCAUCAUUCAAAAGGUAUGGAGGCCUUAUUAACUGUUGGCAGCUAAAACAGUAUGUUGUAUACAAGAACGACACCCCAUAACUACACUUGACUGCAGAUAAUAUUCCAGACAAUCGGCCACUGAAUAAAACCCUACAAUGUUUUCAGAUCAGACUUGAAAGUUAAAAUAAGAUAAUGAUGAGAGUUUCAAUAAACAAUAAAGACCACGCCUUUCUAUCCAAUAUCUAAUUGCGUUUUUUUUUAUUUUUAUUUAUUUAUUUCUAUUUUUUACGUCCCGGAAGUACUACUAACACACUAUACCACAUUGCUCCCUUAGCCUCUCCCUUCCCAUUUUACCCUUUCCCAAACAAGAAAAACAAUAUAUAAUCUCCUGCCAAAAUAAGUGUCACCCCUAAUGCAAUGCGUGGAAUUAAACACAAUUAUAUAAAGGUUUGGCAAAGAUAUCAGCUUAUAAAUAAAAUUAAUCGCGUUCUGAUGAAGGGUUGCAGGUACUUAUGGAAAAGAUCAUGUCUUUUUAAUUCAAAUUAUCCCCAGGUGUUUUUCAGUUGUAAGGCCGACAUUACACCCACUUACGUAAUUAAGAUCGUGUAAAAAAUUGAUGUUAUCUUGGGUAAUCCAUCAGAAGACGACGUUGUUAAUUCAAGCAAAAAGUGGACGAGGACACUCCGCUGAGGUAUAACAUGAAUUUGAUGCCCUUUGUGUUUUCGUGUUUUCUGACUUUACAUUCUAUCCAAGGACAUUAUUGGACCGGUUGGUAUGACCGAGACAAUCCCUCAGGUUAUGGGGAUCAUGAACAUAUUACAGAGCAAAAGAAACUAGGUUACAUCUGUGGUGGAUGUAAACCCAUCGGAGCAGAGUGUCGCGCAAAGGGGUCAACCAGAACGUUCACGCGAUGGUCCGGAACAGCUCCAGAUAGACUGGAGGUCCACUGUUUACCAACACAAGGUUUGGUGUGUCGCAACUCCCAGCAAGCCGACGGAUACUGCGCAGACUAUGAGAUACGAUACUUGUGCCCAAGUACAAGUGGUACGUGGACAAACUACCUAGAUAGGGAUAACCCAAGCGGUACCGGUGACUGGGAGAACGUUAAGGCUUUCAGGGUUGAUGACGGUGUCAAUCUAUGCAAUGGUGGUCGCCCAAUGUGUGCCCGGUGUCGCGAUAGAGACACCCGCUACCAUUACUAUGCAACUGGAGACACGUACAAUACCGACCACGACUGUAGCUGGGAGAAUGGCUUGGUCUGUACCAGAGACGUCAACGGGAAAUACUGCAAGGACUACGAAGUGAAGUUUAAAUGCCCAGACGUAGGCACGUGUCCUGCAUGCGCUAAGUGGACUCCCUGGAUGGACAGAGACAACCCCAGCGGUAACGGAGAUGCUGAGCACGUGGGGCCAACAGGCUUUAAUCCGUGCUCCGGCCAUGAACCAAUUGAUAUCCAGUGCCGCGUGAGGGGAACCAAUCAGCCGUGGGAUCAGACGGGUCAGGUGAUCAAAGUGAAGUGCACGCCCUCUGAAGGGUUCGUCUGCGAGAACCGCGACCAGCCGAGUGGACAAUAUUGUAAAGAUUACGAAGUCCGUUUUCUGUGUCCGUAACUUGUCUCACUCAUAUGUUUUCACUGAGCAUCUUGAAGACGGGGGAAACCCAAAUGACAAGCCCAUUUCCUGGUGAAUGACACACAUUGCAAUCUGAAAAUAGUAUAUCUGAAAAAUGUAAACAGAAUUGCUUUAUCAAAUGUACGUAAAACUUUUUGCUGACUAUUGCUAUGCAUUGAUUUAAAAUUUCGGUUCUUCACCAUUUUGUAAGGUGACGCAUUUAACAAUAGUGCCAUUUAAGGACAAUACAGGUAAAUUGUACUGCUUUGCAUUGAAGCAUUAGUUCAUCGCUUAUAUAUUUAUGCUUCGA
Messenger RNA from Lingula anatina, 2506 nucleotides. Its product is annotated as mucin-5AC-like. NCBI's taxonomy places the organism in Eukaryota, Metazoa, Brachiopoda, Lingulata, Lingulida, Lingulidae. The record is from RefSeq and is a predicted model, not a curated record.